UAGUUUUCUGGAAGUGAAUGCCGCAAGUCAGUCGGUGUUGAAAGUGUUGAUCAACAGAAAAGGAGGUAAAUACCUAGUCAAGUUAAGCAAGGUCAGCUUAGUUCCCGGUAUUAUACUUUAUUUUUGUGUAGCAAUUUUCUUCUGGCCAAUGUCAAUCGAUAGGGAAGCCACAAGAGAGUUCCAUCGAUGAACACUGAUUUAGGAGGAAGCCAAACAAGAACUCCGGGGUGCAGUGGAGAUUUGCACGGCUGAGCUGUGCGAGCUAGUGGUGCCUAACGGAAUUCAGCUGAGGUAUACUCAUCUCCCCAAGAUGUUAGAAGAUUCAGGGGGAGACAGUUUGAAGACUGGCAAAGCCGGUUACCUGUACCAUCGGCCAGGCGGAGCUUUAGGACGACUAAAAAAAAAGCGUUUUUGGUUUGUGGUAGACCCCCUGAAGUGCCAUCUGGUCUUUCAUAAGUCAAGUAGCGAGCAGUCAAACCCAAUAGCUGCCGUGGACAUCAAAGAUGCGUGCAUCUCACUGCUUCUUGAACACACCAAUCAGUUCCUCAUUUCGACAGGAGGCAAGGAGCAUAUACUGACAGCAGAAAGCCAUGAAAUAAUGAUGCAGUGGCUGAAGGCAUUGCAGGAUACUAGAGAUUUGUUCACUCAGGGUAAACUAACCCGGCACACAAGAUCCUGGAAGCCACGGAACAAUGCACCAGGGUUACCAAAACAUUUACAGAAGUGGGCACAAUCUAAAGGACUUGUAACGCAUUCGGUGUCUAAGCGAAGGAAUUACACAGACAAGGGUGAACCGCUUGUCUCUGGCUCAGACAGAUUUAACUCAUCAGCAAAGGAGACAACUAAUACGAAGGUGAAUGCGAUUCCCACAGUGGCCUCAUCUCCGGAUGUGAAAGACGGAAGCCAUUCAUCUUUGUGCAGUACACCAUCAUCAUUAUCAAUCCCGCGAUCUAGCUUCAGUAGCAACCUCUCAGCUCCAUCACUGGACACCGAUGAUGAUGCCAGUAUAUCACUAGCCAUGUCUACCACAAGCACGGAUACUUUAUCGUUGUGUACCACUAGCACGGAAGUCAGUGAUAUAGACAUUUAUACAGAGUCGGGGGAAAAGAUUGAUAGAGAAUACCUGUUGGCAUUAGACAAGGAAGAGCUUGUGUUAAGAGUCUUACAAAUGGAGAAGGAAUUAAGGAUGUCACGGAAAGAGCUGAGCAAGAUCAAAGACCGUGAGUCGGCCUAUAAACAAAUGUGCCAACAACGUGAAAAAUAUAUCAUGUCAUUAGAUGAACAAUUAUCAAGGUAUCAUGAAGAGGAUAUGCAGCAUGUACAUACAGGAUCUCCUGGCGGUAACCUAGAAGCAGCUAAACAGCGUAUCCAAGAUAGUGAGGACACGUGUCGGAUGUAUCAAGAGCAGAACGUCUUCCUUAACAAUGAAGUUCAGAAACAGUCUGCGCUUCGAAAACUAGACAAAGAAAAAAUUCACAAACAAAAGCGAUGUAUUCAAGCGCUUGAAACAGAACUGCUUCAGACCAAGAUUGAUUUUGUGUGUAUGCUGAGGGACAGUUUGGUAGUGACGUCAUUGGAUACCAAAGAUAAAUCACAAAUCAGGUUACAUCCUGAAAGUCAGAAAUGGAAAAGGUUUCAGCAAGUGUAUGGUGAAGCCAAAAUGAUGUGUGAUGACUUGGUAGAUUUUAAAACAAUGAUGCAAGAAGGCUUUGUGGAUAGCUACGGGUUUGUGAAUUAUCCAGAUAACCAACCAAUGCUAGUACAACAACUAUGUAACAAAAUGUGCACACAGUUUAAAUCACAGAUAAAGGAAGAAAGACAAGUUCUGCUACAAUGGGAGAAGUACUUUGAAACACAUGGAAACCAAGUUAUUGUAACGGAUGAGUUGAGAACUCUUGUUAGACGAGGUAUACCAUCAGAGAUCCGUGGCGAUGUGUGGACUAAACUGGUACUUAACCGAGUAAAACACGUACAACACGAAAAGGGCAAUGACUAUUAUAUCAGUUUAUGCAAUCGGAUUGACAUGGCUUCUGAAGUGGAAAAGUAUCGUAGACAAAUCAACUUGGAUCUUCUGAGAACAAUGCCUUUCAACAUUCAUUUUGAAAAGAAGAAAUCAGAUGGGAUUUGUCGGUUAGAGGAAGUUCUGAAGGCCUUUUGUAUUCAUAAUCCAUCAGUGGGCUACUGUCAGGGAAUGAACUUCAUCACAUCUGUUAGUCUAUUGUUCAUGGAUGAAGAAACUGCAUUUUGGAGUUUAGUGGCAAUUGUUGAGAACUGUUUCCCUUCUAACUACUUUGACAUCAGUUUGAUAGGCGCCCAGGCCGAUCAGAGCGUGCUAAAAGAGUUGCUUCAAAUCAAACUGCCUCGACUACAUGCGCAUCUGGAAGAUAUUGGCAUAGAAAUGUGCUCUUUUACUCUAAACUGGUUCCUUGGUAUAUUCUAUGACAUCAUACCAUUUGAGGUGAUGCUUAGAGUUUGGGACUGCUUCCUACUCGAUGGACUUGAGGCGCUGUUCCGUUUCGCCGUCGGUCUUCUACAAAUGCACGAGUUGUCGCUAUUGGAGAAGGACGACACUUUGUCUAUCAUGAAGGAUAUGCGACACCUGGCAAAGGUUACGUAUGAUGCUGACACACUUAUGAAGAUUGCUUAUGUCGACUUGGAACCAUUCCCAAGUAUGAGCUGCAUCAUCGAGAAGCAGAACCACUACAUAAAGAUCCUUCGCGAUGUGUAUGUCCAGCAACAGAAAGCGCGUGAAGAGUUCGACCGGCAGGAAGGUCUUCAGAAAGAGAAACAAAAGAUCAGAGAAGCUUGCAAUAAUGAUCUGAAAAUGGACUGCUGUGUGGAGAGCUCCCCAGGUAAAUUGCUUGUUUGUCGAGGUGAUAUCCGCGAGGCUUGGCUUGGGAUCAUAGAUGCGGAAAAAUGUACAAAGGACACCCUCAAUAUUGUAUUGGAUUCUCAAAUUGUGUGCAUGACGACGGCGUGCUCAGAUAUUGUGCUUUUGGGAACGUUAUCGUGGUAUUUGUAUGCCUACAGUAUUAGAUCUGAGGAUGAACUUUGGUGCCUGAGAUUGCAUGAUACUCCCCUCAGUUUAGCAUUCCAUGUGAAGAGUAGAAACUUAUAUGCAGGCCUGGCUAAUGGUACCCUUGCUGUCAUAGAGAGUAUAUCAGACACAACACCUAUGGAUGACUUCUACCAUUCUGUAGGUGCGAGUCCAGUGAAAGCUGUGCUGUACCUGGAAGGGAUGCAGCAGAUCUGGUGUGGAUGUGGCAACUCCGUCAGCAUCCUCAACAACAAUUUAGACUUGAUGGAGAAUUUUGAAGUAUCAAAGAAUCCUGGAGUACACAUCAACAACAUGGUGGUGGAUGUGCAUGGUGUGUGGAUCACUAUUCGCAACUCUUCUGCAUUUGGCCUGUGGGACGUGAAGACUUUGACGUGCAUUAUGGUCUUUGACACAGCAAUGGAUUACAUGUGGACGCUAGCAUCUCAAAAGAUGCGAGAAUUGACAGCACCAAGGGUAACAGCACUUUUGCCAUAUCACGAUACUGUGUGGGUUGGAACAGCAGAUGGUCACCUUAUCAUCUACAACAUCCAUGAGAUUGAUCCACUGUCUGUUCUCGAGGGUAUGGUGGACUCCCGUGAUUGUUUCAAAUCAGAAGGCUCCGAAGGAUUUCUAUCAGAGGAGGAUCAUCUUGACGAUAGCGUCAGUACUAAGGCUGUUGAUGUCAAUGAUGAUGGCCUGCAAGCCAAAGCAGAUAUGAAAAGACUAGAGGUGCAUGUUGAUCCACACGGAUUUGAAACCAGUAUUGAUAGCAGAGGCUUUGACGCUAGUCUUGAUACUAGAGGCUUUGAAACCAGUAUCGACACAAGAGGCUUUGAAACUAGCUUUGACAGCAGGGGAUUUGAUACAAGCAUUGAUAGCAGAGGGCUUGAAGAAAGCUUGGACAGUAGAGGAUAUGAAGCAAGUAUGGAAAGUGUCAUGACAAUGGAUGGAUUCAGGUAUGAACCAAGGAGGCAGUUGUUUGAUAUAGGAGAAGAAUCUAGCUCGGAACAAACUUCAGAUUCACGUCAAGAUGUCACUGAUGCCUUCUCAGAAAACAGAAACAGUGUUGUUAUUGGUGUUAGAAAAGAAAAUUUAAUAAUCAACAAGGAAAAUGAAAUUACAGAUCCAGCAAUUGAGAAAGAUCUAGACACCAGUGAAUCUAAUUCUGAUGGCAAUAUUCACCCAGAUAAUCUUCUGACCGCUAUUGAAGACUGUGAUCAUAUCAUUGAAGAGUGCCAUCACCUAAAGAAAAACUGUACUCAUGUGAAUGAAGAUUGCCAUCAAAUGGAGGAAGAUCAUGAUCACAUGAAAGAAGAUCAUCAGGGCAUAAUCGUAAACCUCUAUGACCUUGCAGCAUCAAUGGUCGCUAAUAAUCCAGUUGUACCAGAAUAUCCUUGUCCAGAAAAUAGAUCCUUAACAGAAUCAGACAUUACUACUAGUGACAUCUCACGUAUACCUGGACAAAGAGAUUCUGGUAAUGUAAGUGCAUUCUCAGGUGACCAAAAGCAAAGCGAUGUGGAAUCUGAUAGUGCAAGAAUCUCUGCCGCUCACAGUAAAGAAAGCUGUUUUGAGUCCGUUUCAGAGUCUGCAUCAGUAACAUCUUCUGUGACGGACAUUACACCUGUUGUACUUUCAGUUGAUAUUGGUGGUAGCAGUGACUUAGAUAGUCUUUCACAGGCUACCUCAGGUUUGAGUUUAGAUGGCAGACUUCCAAUCUUUCAUCUUCCAGUAGAACAGGUCCACAAACAGACAUUUGAAAAAGAAGUUCAGACAGAAGGAACAUUGGAUAAGACAUAUCCAACAGAAUUUGAGAAUCCUUUAGAAUCAAGUAUUGAAACAAAUGGCACUCUAUGUGCAUCUGGUGAAUUCCUUGCAAGCGAAGAAUUUACAAUUAGCGGAGAUUUCACCUCCAGUGUGACAUUGAGGUCAGGUGCUAAGGUCUUUAGACGGUCAUCAUUUAUUCGGGCACCAUCCAAUAAGAGUUCUGCCGUCUCAGGUGGCAGUAACAGUGACUCAAAAGAUGGACAUUCUGGUAUUUCCACUAGUGUCAGCGAUGUUGAUAAACAAAGCUUAGCAAGUGUCGAUAGUGAAGGGGACUUUGUGAUUGUGCCACAGUCUUCAGUUGAGUUAAAAGUAGAAGAAUCUCAGUACACCAAUAAAUAUCGCAAUGGUCGCAAGCAACAGAACAGGAGAGGAAAAAUCAAAGCCAAGAUGGUAUCAAGUCCACAAACUGUUAGGAAGCUUCUUCACUCCAGUUCAAAACGAACAAGAAAACAUUCAGUGAAGGUUAAAAAGUCUGAAGAGGAAGGCAGCGGAUCAGAUGUUUCAAAACCAAUGGAAAAAGUUCAAAACAUGAUUGGAAAAAUCAGCAAGCUGAAACGUGGUGCCACAAGAAAGUCAAGGAAGUAUCGAUUGAGCCAGGUGUUGGUUGAAGACGCUCCUGUCGAGAACAUGCGCAUUUCAACCAUUACACCAGUACCAGAGGAUCCAGAAGACAACAAAGAAACCAAGAAAGUUCAGAGGAAGUCUGUGAUGUCUAUGCUUUUGCAAGGGGAGCUGCCACCAAGCUUUGCAUUCUCUGAAAUUGUAGUCCAACCAAGAUUUGACCUAGAAGUACAAGUCCAGCACAAGAUAUCAGAAUGUCCAGUCAGAUGCCUCGUACAGUCAAGUAUAAGUGGAACACAGGAUGCAGCUGUGGUAAGCUGUGCUGGAUAUUUUGGAGAUGAUGAAGCUGCCUUGAGAUGGACAUGUCAUGCUAGAGAGAAUGUUUGGAUACAAGUACCUAUUGAGCCUAUCGUAUGAAUAGCCGUGAUCUCAGACCCAACAGCAAUAUCCAAGACAGAGUCCUAAUUAUAUUGAGACGACUCAUUAUGUGAGGGUUAUUUGAUUUUACUUGUACCAAAGAUUAAUUAAUUUAAAUAAUAGUACAAAGCAUUUGUCCUGUGUAUGUAUUCACCUCAAGAGAAAAGUCAUUUAAAAAUAUUUAGUAUUAUUAUAAUGAAAUUAAAUAUGAUAUAAAAGAGUAUAUAUACAAUAAUCAAGUGUUAUCAAAAAGAUUGUACCAGCAAUAUGUGCAUGUGAAAUAGAUUUAUAAUUAAGAAACUGUGUAAUUAUUUAUAAAUAAAUGUAUAGGCUACAAUGAAUUUCAUUGGUUGAUACUUAAUGAAUAUUCAUUUGUUCAACAGUUUUACACAAAUGGAAACUUGAGAAUGAAUUUCAUUGGUUGAUACUUCAUGAAUAUUCAUUUGUUCAACAGUUUUACACAAAUGGGAAACUAGGUAGUUAUAUUUGUAUAAAUGUUCUUGCCACGUAUAUUUGUUCUUAUAAUUAUUAUAUUUAUUUUUGUUUUAUGUAUUAGGAUACUUUAAUAUAAAUAUCUUAGUUAAUAAUCAAGAAAAAUAAUAUUAUACAUGAUAGAGGUGCUUGUAUUUUUAUGCCAUUAAAACUGAAUGUUUGUAUGAUUGAUUGAUUGAUUGAUAGUAAUGAUGACAUCUAGCUAAUUAUUUGCACCAUUAAUGUGAUGAUGUUUACAGUAUUGAGUUGAGACAUUUAGAUUGCAUCCUCCAUUGGUCGCUACCUCAAAUGUGAAAUGUAAUAUUCAAAUUAAUUUAAAUUAAUACAUGAUUAAAAUUCAACAUUCUCAUCAUGGUUUGCUUUGUUGGUGAUAAAACCCCAUGUGUUACCAUACUGUAGACUGUUUUCAGAGAUUGUUAAUUUUGUUAUGUAUAUCCUCAUAUGUUCUAUGAUGUCCUCAUACUGUAGAUAGAAUUAUUUUAAUACCAGGCCAGUAACCAGGAUUUUCUUGGGGUGUGUUAUCUGAAAAAGAAACAUAAGGGAUGGGGAUUAGGCUACUUAUGAGACCAUGGCACCGUAGUGUGCCUAACAUGUAAAUGGUGAAUUUUAUCAUAUUCAUCAGAAUGGGUUUGACCUUAAACCUGGAAGGCGUUCUGGU
Anneissia japonica is the source of this 6989-nucleotide messenger RNA. RefSeq lists its product as uncharacterized. The record is from RefSeq and is a predicted model, not a curated record. The transcript is spliced from 29 exons. Lineage: Eukaryota; Metazoa; Echinodermata; Crinoidea; Comatulida; Comatulidae. Gene Ontology annotation, molecular function: protein binding. The coding region runs from base 311 to 5839 and encodes 1842 amino acids.